This is a messenger RNA of Frankliniella occidentalis (western flower thrips), 2696 nucleotides long. RefSeq lists its product as uncharacterized. The transcript has 3 exons. The record is from RefSeq and is a predicted model, not a curated record. Bases 506 to 2023 code for a protein of 505 amino acids. NCBI's taxonomy places the organism in Eukaryota, Metazoa, Arthropoda, Insecta, Thysanoptera, Thripidae.
GGCAGCUCCGCUCAGCCCGCGCCCCGAGUACGCGCCUGGCCGCUGGGGACUGCGGACUGCGGAAGCGGACUCGCCGCCCAUAAUCAUCCCUUUAGCGCUGCUUGUCGUGCUGUGUCGCCGCUGCCGCGCUGCUCGAGGACGCCGUCGAGAGGAUCGCCGGGCACCCGGGACCCGGGACGCGGUCAGGUUCCCGCCGAGGAGGCCCGGUGGGGCCACGAGUCCAGCACGGCGCUCAGCCCGCCUCUGACCAGCGGGCCAGGGGUUCGCCGGCGUACCUGGGAGCAGGAGGAAACAGACUGCGGCCAGAUCUGCCUCGUGUUCUGCAUCGCUGUGAGCAGCGUGUUCGCACUGGUCGGGCAGGUGGUCGCCUGCCUGCUGUACCGCUUUGGCACCUUUGGCGGCGACUACCACGAGCACUGGCAGUGCCUGCCGUGACCCGCGGCACAUGCCGCCCACCUGACCGCACGCCCACCAGCGCUGCCAAGGCCGGGCCUCAGCCUCGGCCAUGCGGUGGUGGACCGAGGAGGCCGACUGGCUGGGGGCCCGCCUGGACCGCUGGCUGGCCGCGUGCCAGGGCCUGGGCCACGGCCUCGGCCAGGGCUACAGCAAGCUGCACUCGAGUGACAGACAGCCUCGGCACCGGGCGGCCGGGGUCGGAGGCGCCCCCAGGAACCCCCUGCGCACGUGCGCACAGCGGCUGCAGAGCAUCAUCAGCGCCAGCCACGUCGGGAAGCCCGAGAGGGAGUCCGAGAGGGCGUCCGGCUCGCGGCCGCGGCGGCGACAAGCGGACCAACAGCGCGCGCCGGCGCCCACCACGCCCACCGCCAUCGUCUUCGAGAAGUGCAGGCCGCGUCACGGCGGGGCGGGCGCGUCGCCCUCUCUCCCCGCCGUGGACAUCGUCUACUACCCGUUCCGCGUAGAGAACUGCGUGGUGUGUCGCCAGCUGGGCGCGGCCGGCACGGCCGGCGCAGCGGGCGCGGCGCCCGCGAGUUCAGGAGGCGCUCCCUCGACGGCCACCCUGGCCGCAGUGCCGUGCCCCCAGGAGGGCUGCUGCGCGCCGUACGUGCCCACGCCGCAGCAGCAGGCCUCGGGGGCCUCGGGGGCGCUGCUGUUCCGAGGCCAGGAGGCUCUGCCGCCGCCACCGCCGAGGCCACACUGCGGCGAGCGCGAGCCCGUCAUCUCCAUGAACCAGGACUACAUCGAGGUGCGCUACGACCGGCCGCCACCGUCGCCGCCCCUCGCGCAGUGCUCCCCGGUCGCGGGCGAGCAGCCGCCGCCGUCCUACCAGGCCGCCAUGCGGCACGCCGUGUUCGACGGGCGGGAGGACUCCCUGAUCGGGGACCUCGCCCUGUUCUCGCCGCGCCUCGCCAGGGCGCCCACUCCGCGCUACAGCGCCUACCCGUGCGGCGAGGACGACGACGACGAGGUGGACGACGAGGAGACCAUCUACUCGCGCAACAGCGUGGCGGCUGUCCUGGAACAGGAGAUGCAGGCCUCGUGGCGAAGGCAACAGCAGUGCUGCCGUCCGCCGACGCGCUUCCGCAGCCGAGGCAAGUUCUCCAGCGUCAUGUACGAGACGCAGCGCAUGUUCGAGGAGGCGUUCCACGUCACGGGCGAGGAGGCCCCCGUGGCGGUGCAGCUGCCCGCGCGGGUCCCGGGGCGGCACGUGGCUCCCCGCUCGGCCGGCGCCGGCCCCGCCAUGACGAGGGCGUGGUCCGUGCACGGCCCCAGCCCGACCGCGGGGCUCCGCGAGGUGGAGAUGCCCCACCACGGCCUCGGCCCCGGCCUCCGCAGUCUGCUCAGCAUCCGCAGGAGGCCCGCCAAGGGCAGCGGCCCGCCAGGCCCGGCCUCGGCACAGGCCCGCGGCUAUCCGGGCGAGGCCGGGGCGGCCGUCGCGCGCUGCUCCGGCAGGCCGCAGAAGAAGGUGGUGGUCGGCGAGCGAGGCCUCCGCGGCCCCGUGUGGCCCAGGGUCAUCCUGACUUUUGACCGCGGCGUGACACCCUACCAGACCCGCGCACAGUAGCUCCACGGCUCCCCCGGGACCGACCCCGUGCGGCAGGAUUGCCGUUUGUCGAGCGCAAAGGAAGGCGGCGCGCAAGUUAAGCACCCUAGAAGCGCGAGUCUGCCCAGAGGGAUUGGGAAGAAGGCAAAGUAAGGACAGGCUGAGGCUGCUGGGUAGGGGAGGGGUAGGGGAGAGGGCGGGGUGACAGAGUCCUCGCCGCCCUGGUCCUCCCCGACCCGACCACCCUUAGCAUGCCCGGCCCGCCGCGCGUCCUAAGUACCUCCGACCGGCCCCGUCAAGCUAACUCAAUCCUGCGGUGGGACAGCGCAGAGCCCGCGGCAUGCAAAAUGAUCACAAAUAUGACGUCCCGGCGCGAGGCGGGCCGCCCUCGGCUUCCGCGCCCCACCCCUGCCGCCGCCACCGCCCUCCGCCCCUCGCCACCCCUCACGCUCCGGCCCUCCAGCUCCAGCCCGGAGAACUGAUAAAAGGCGCGCUGGAGCAGCUUCGAGUCUCAUUCGACGCACCACGACGGCCCGGAGAACAGGUCCUGCCAGGCCAUGUCUCGGCGCCGUGCCCCCGCUGCAGCCUGGCUCUCACUCAUGCUCCUCGUGGCGACGGUGGUCUCCGCGGCGCCCAGCGUCGAGUCGGCGGGAGGGGCGUCAUCGGCCAGGACGGUGCGGGCGAGGGUGGCGAG